AUGGCUGCAGAGGCCAUUAAAUUGAAGAAUAGAGAGUUACCGAGUAUGUCUCUUAGGGACAUAAACUUGAUGAGCGUUCCCCUACGGAAAAAAAAUGGGGAUGACCAGCCAUUUACGGAUGCGCUGGAUAGUCUUUCACUAAACGCAAAUUCUGACACUCUAAUAGGCGCUAGCUCGAAUUCGAGAUCUACUGGUGAAUCCGGUGCUGGCUCCAGUGUUGAUUCUGGUGCCGACUCCAGUCAUAGGGCAGAUGUUCAGAGAAGUCCAACGAGUGCCCGAAGUGAUGGUGAUAAUGACCACCAUAUGUAUAAGAUAGAGCAUACUAGGUCUUCACUGGGUGAUUGUGUUCCUGCUACAUAUUUACCUGAAAAGGGUCACAGUUCCACAGAUUUAAAUUACACUACCCCCAAGCAGUAUCAUCGACCAGCAACUUUGAGGCCUUUUAAGAGCCCAAGUUUUUCUAUUGACUUAAUUUCCAAAAGUCGUCAGCACGAUGAUAUAUACAAUGCUCUUGCAAAUACAACUAGAAGAAACUCUACAAUGGCUCUUACUACUUCGAAUGUCGAAAGACAUGGCUAUAAUGAAACAGGUACGAUUACCAUACCAGAAGCGUAUGAGAAGACAGAACGCGCUAAAGAGAUGGUUUUGAGAGAUCAUGGUCGGAUUCAUAACAACAGGUCUCAAAGUUCUCUGAGUAAUAGACAUCGAUUUCCUAAGACGGGCUCAUUCACUAACAAAGAACAGCGGCAUCACCCUAGUGAGCGCUAUGUUAUUCCGGGUCAGCGUGUUGUUGAAGGUCAUCACAAUUAUGCUUUGGCAUAUAACAUGAUCACUGGUAUUCGUGUCGCUGUUUCUAGAUGUUCACAAAUACCGAAGCCACUUACAGAUUACGAAUAUAAGCAGGUCUCUAAAAUGGUGUUUCAUUGGGAGGGAAGUUCCACCACUCCUUCGUCAAAAUAUGAGUUCAAAUUCAAAGACUACGCGCCGGAAGUGUUUCGCGAUCUUAGAAGCGUCUUUCACAUUGACCAAGCGGAUUAUCUUCUUGCGUUAACAGAGAAAGUGGCACUUACAGAGCUUGGUUCUCCAGGAAAGAGCGGGUCUUUUUUCUAUUAUUCCGGUGACUAUCGGUUCAUCAUCAAAACUAUUCAUCAUUCUGAACACUGUCAUCUUCGUAAAAUACUAAAGCAGUACCAUGAUUAUGUUGUUCAGAAUCCCGAUACUUUACUGUGCCAAUUUUACGGAUUGCAUAGGCUAAAGAUGCAUACCCGGAGAGGUCUGCUGAAGCUUCACAUCGUUGUGAUGAAUAAUAUUUUUCCACCUACACGAGAAAUUCACAAGCGGUUCGAUUUGAAAGGCUCCACUUCUGGUCGUUAUACUAAUCUUGUUGACGGUAAAGUGGAGGGAAAGACAUCUCUCUGCUUAAAGGACUUGAAUUUUUUGAAAUCCAAUGAAAAGAUACAUUUGGGUCCUCAAAGGAAGGGGUCCAUAUUGGCUCAAAUUCACAAUGAUGUUGAAUUUUUACAGAGGACUAACAUCAUGGAUUAUUCCUUACUACUGGGUGUUCACAAUCUGACCGAAGAUGAGUUGACUACACCAGUAGAUCAAGAGCCCGAGUUUUUCUCUAAUCGGGACCGUGAAGUAUCCAAUAUCUUUGCUCUGGCUGAUGGAGGUAUCCGUGCCGCUGACGAAAAUGGCCAUGAGUUGCCUGUAAUAUACUACAUGGCGAUAAUCGACUGUUUGACCAACUAUUCCACACUUAAGAGAUUGGAGACAUUUUUCAGAAGUUUCAAACAUAAACGGAGUACUAUCAGUGCUGUACCUCCAAUAGAAUAUGGCAAGAGAUUUUACAAGUUCUUGGAAAAAGGAAUAACACCGGCGAAUACUGCAAGGGAAAAUAAGGACGCAAAGGUGAAGCCAAUCAAGCAAGAUUAA
Molecule: messenger RNA, 1932 nt
Organism: Brettanomyces nanus
Lineage: Eukaryota; Fungi; Ascomycota; Pichiomycetes; Pichiales; Pichiaceae
Exons: 1
Coding region: 1-1932 (643 amino acids)
Biological process (GO): phosphatidylinositol metabolic process
Molecular function (GO): phosphatidylinositol kinase activity
Source: RefSeq, a predicted model, not a curated record